AUGCCAAUGUCAAACGCGCCGGAACCCGGCGGCCAUCCGGGAAGCGGCGGCGGCGGCAGCAGCAACACCGGCGGCGGCCCGUCCACAGCGUCAUCGUCGGCACGCUCUCGGCCGUGUGACACCUGUCGACUCCGCAAGACGCGCUGCGUGAGAGAGGAGGGCCAGCAUCGUUGCGUGCUGUGUACCUUUCACAACCAGCCGUGUACCUUCUUGCGCGGGCCGACUCCCCGUCAGCGUCGCCUGAACCGGGACCGGGAUAGACUGGCGUCGUCACGAGAUGCUCUCGACGACCUCGGCGGCCGUUCUCAGGACCUGGACUUUGGCGAUACAGCCGCCUCGCCGCCGCUGCAGGCCGGCAAUGGCGCCGGUCCCUCUGGGGGCUCACCGUCCUCGAGCCGCCAGGGCGAUUCGGCCUCGACGCCGGCGAGCGUAGAGAACAACACCAUGUCAGGCCAAUCGCCUUCUCAGCAGCAGGUGACGGGGUCCAAGGACAAACGGGAUGAAGCUCCUCCCCGUCCCAAGAUCCUCAGCAACACUCUCGGUCUCGAUCUCAAGACCCAUGCCGAGUACAUCGGCCCUACUGACUACCGCGACCCAUUCUUGCUCGACUUACACCGUCCAACCCUCCAAUUGAACCAGGACGGGUCUGCUCCCCCAUCUCUUGCAACCUUCUCCCGCCGGUUGAACCACAGAACGGUCUUCCUAGUCCAUCCCGACGAAUCUGCUGCGUCCGAGACCCGCCGCAUCGCUGACUUAGAUGCCAUCGAGGCAACAGUACACCCACUGGGUCGCACUCUGGUGGAUCUAUACUUCCGCAUUGUCCACCCCAGCUUCCCCAUAUUACAUAAAGAUGUCUUCAUCAGCAAGCAUCGCCUGUCACAUCGACACUUCGCCCCAUCCCUCCUCGCCGCCGUCUAUCUUGUUGCUUUGGACUGGCAGUUAUAUGACAGUGCGCUCGCUGGCCGCGAGGUCGAAUCCAUCCCAGACCCAGCUGCUCUCGAGGAGUUGGCUGAGCGUACCAUGGCUCAAGACAUGCGUCGUCCAAAGCUCAGCACUCUGGAAGCCGGACUACUCCUUCUCCAACGCAACCGUCGCAUCGUCGAGUCUGGCAUCUAUACCAACCCCACCUCGAGCCGCAUGUUCACGGCGCAGCUCGUCGCCAUGGCUCAGGAUCUGGGCAUACACAUUGACUGCAGUUCGUGGUCCAUCCCGGCUUGGGAAAUCGGACUUCGUCGGCGGUUAGCAUGGGCGUUGUACAUGCAAGACCGUUGGGGGGCUUGUGUCCACGGCAGACCUUUUCUCAUCCAAGAUUCCGACUGGGACGUCCAACCAUGCUCUUCCUCCGACUACCCCGAGCUCGUGACAACGGACGAUGGAAGUCCUGAGAGCAGCAACUCGGUAAUCUCGAUAGGGUGGGAUCUAUUUCUCCGUCAUAUCGAGCUGACUCACAUCCUGAGCGACGUCAUUCGUACUUUUUACAGCGCAGCAGCAACUCGUACUGGCGGUACCAUCGACCAGAUGGGUGUCGUAGCUGCUGUUGAGUUGGCAAAGCCCCUCGUCUUCCGGCUACGCGAAUGGCAGGCAUGUCUGCCUCAACAACUUCAACUUCAAAGCACUAAACUCCGAGAACUCUGCGCCAACGGAGCCCUACACCUCGCCCACGCUUCUAUCGAAAUUGCUCUCCAUCGAGCUCUCGUCCGGAUCAUGACCCCAGACACGCCAGGUUCUCUCUACGACGUUCUGCGGUCGACUGCUCGAGCUAAAUUACAAGGAGCUAUUGAGUUACUGGGAUCAUUACGUCCAGAGCAUACGGCUGCCUUCUGGGGAAGCCAGGCAGCAUAUCAGGCCGCCGAGGUGGGUUCCCUGGCUGGGUUGCUCUGGGUGACAGCAGACUCAUUCGAUGAGAUGGCAUGGUGUGCUUCUCGUGUCGACGAGCUUAGAUGGGCUCUCAGAGUCCGCGGUGCUGCUGCUCCAUUCGCCAGAGAGGCGCUUCGCCUCCUCGAGCGUGAUAUUGGUGGACUCGGUAUGAGGGGAAGCGCACAAAGUAGUGAAGCAGAGAACACAGCUGAGCCUGUGCUGAAAGCGGAAAUGAAGGGCAAGGAGGGGCUCGUAUCAAAGAAAAAAGCCUUCCGUACCGCAGCUGUUGCAUCGUUAGUAUCUAGCACGGCCAGUGCAAGAUUGCGGAAGACGCCUAAAUAUCUCAGAGUCAGACAAGGUGGUGCACACUUUGGAGCUGAUUGCGACGUUCAUUUAUGGCGGGACAGAAAAUCGAUGAUAUCCAUGAGGAAAUUGCCUUGGGAAGGGGAUGUAUAUACUUACUGGAGGAUAAUGACGAAAUGUCUGGGUGAAUCGGUACAAGAUGGAUAUUUGAACCAUAAUACCCGUAACUUUACUGGAUUUUCUCUCAUCCGACCUAGAAGUGAGGUAAAAGUUUCGCGAGAUUGUUCGUGGAAGAAGAGCAAGUGUAGAAGUCAGCCUCAUUUGGAGACUGCGGGGUUCACCGUGAUGCUAACAGUAGGCGGGUCGGUUCUGUCGACACUGCUCGCAUCGUCAAACCCACUCAUCCAGGACUUGAGCAUCACGGCCUUGGUGCGGAAGCAGCAACAGGCAGAUGUGCUCGAGGUGAGGGGCGUCAAGCCGGUUGUUUUCCGCGAUCUUGACGACGUGGAGCACCUGACGAGCGUCGCCAGCGAGCAUGACGUCGUAAUCCAUACUGCCUCUGGCUUCCAUCUUGGGUCGGCCAUGGCCUUGAUCUCCGGGCUGGGUGCGAGAAAUACGGAGACUGGUGCUGGUGUGCAUUAUAUCCAUACUUCUGGGACGUGGAACUUUGCAGAUUCCUCACCAGCCAGCCACGGAACCAGCCCCACAGACAUCUCCGACAAGAGUGAUAUAUAUGCCACUUUGAAGCAACUGGAGGCACAGACACCUUUCUCUCAGCGGACAACACUGCUCGAAGUGGUAUCUGCGUCAGAGCGCGAGGGCGUGAAUGCGUACAUCCUCAUGCCGCCCGACAUCUACGGCCCUGGGACAGGUCUUUUCAACCAACAUACCAUGCAACUAUUUGACCUCGUCAAAGGUGCACUCGACGCAGGGGGUGCGGAGUAUGUGGGCGGAAGCUCAGGAGGGGCGGGUCAUGUUCAUGUUGAGGACCUUGCUGCUCUGUACGAGAUGAUUCUCGGGUGCGUGCUCGCUGGGGAAGAUGUCCCAGCCGGGCGGGAUGGACUCAUUUUCACGGAGACGGGGUAUCACCACUGGUUGGACGUUUCCAAGAUGAUCAGUGACGUCGGAGCUCGUUCAGGCCGCUGGACAACGGCAGAGCCUGUGCCCAUCACCGUUGAGGAUGCCGCGAAGAAGUGGAUGGGAGGAGAUCUGGACACCCUAAAGAACAGCUUUUGCCUCAGGAACAGGACUAUUCCACAGCGGGCUCUCGAGUUGGGGUGGAAGCCCCAGAAGACGGAGGAUGACUGGCAAAAUUGGAUAGAGCAAACGUUUGAGAUGGCUCUGGAGGACGGGGUGUAGAGGUUUCUUUGAUGGGCUACCGAUCUAUGUGGAGUAUUUUAAGCUCAUAUGCCAAUCUGUACUUAUUCCGGCUUUCCAAGAGGUCGGGAGGCGGAUCAGUUGCCGAGAAAGGAAGCUGUAGGAGCUUCUAGUUGGUGCUAGUGCGAUACGACGGGAUGGCUAAGGCCAGGGAAGGGAAUUACCCUCCUAAUCCAAUUCCCCAUGACCAUUGCUACCAUUCAGAUAAAGCAAUAUCUCAUACAGCGCAUGCAGCGGAC
Ilyonectria robusta is the source of this 3776-nucleotide messenger RNA. RefSeq names its product fungal-specific transcription factor domain-containing protein. Gene Ontology annotation, cellular component: nucleus. Bases 1 to 3519 code for a protein of 1172 amino acids. The record is from RefSeq and is a predicted model, not a curated record. Lineage: Eukaryota; Fungi; Ascomycota; Sordariomycetes; Hypocreales; Nectriaceae. The transcript is spliced from 6 exons. Gene Ontology annotation, molecular function: DNA binding; DNA-binding transcription factor activity, RNA polymerase II-specific; zinc ion binding. Gene Ontology annotation, biological process: DNA-templated transcription.